AUGUUCAAAGAAUUCCACAGUCUAAAGCUGGAGCAUCUAAGAUGCCUAAAAGAAGUGGGGAUAGUCGCAGCAUUUGGAUACAGAACAUGUAUUGUUAUGAACGAUGAGCUGGAGACUCUCUGCAGAUUUAUAGAUGCAAAUAAGGAUGAAAAGUACUACUGUGGAGAGUUCUUUGAAAAUAAAAUGAGUAACUUCUGCUCUCCAAACAAGUAUUUUCUGGUUUUGGGUGGUGAAACAGGCGUGAUUAAAAUAUUAGACAUACAAGAAGGCGUGCUGGCAACAUUUCUUACUGGACACACAGGCGCAGUUUGUGAUAUUAAAAUUCUUGGCAACCAUAUUGUUAGUAGUGGAGAAGACAGCUCAAUAAGAAUAUGGAGCCUGAGGUCUCUUAAAUGCAUCGGUGUUUGCGGUGGGAUAUUUGGGCAUAAAGACCAUAUUCUAUCAAUCGACAUACUAUUCGACCGCUCCAUGAUUGUUAGUUCGGGAACUGACUGCGUGAUCAAGCAAUGGAAAAUUGAUGAUUUUAAAAAGAGAUACUUGAAUUAUGAGCCAUUCACCUCAUUCAACAAUAUCCAUUGUUGUCCUAUCAGCAAGAUUAAGUACUAUGGCAAUAUGAUUGUUUCUCUGUGUAACAACACCAUCUCCAUGGUUUUCAAUAACAGAGAGAAGAUUGACAGCAGCCUUAACUUCAACAAAAACGAUCCUAUUUUUAUCGGGAGCAUAGAUUUAUUUAACAACUGUAAAACGUUUGACAUUUUGGGACACAUUCUUCUAGGAAUGGGCAGCAAUGGAGAUGUCUACAUUUUCGAUUUAAGAAGCAUAGCGGAGGAGAGCAUGCCAUUGCUGAUGUCCACAAAUGUCAAUGCUGCCGAAGAUUUUAUAUUUAUGAAUGACCUUCUGUACAUUUCAUCUGGCAAUGCUAUUCACAGAAUAAAGCUUGAUCUUUCGUAUUUCAAUGACAAGUAUACAGUCUAG
This is a messenger RNA of Vittaforma corneae ATCC 50505, 975 nucleotides long. RefSeq lists its product as uncharacterized. Gene Ontology annotation, biological process: negative regulation of transcription by RNA polymerase II. The transcript has a single exon. Gene Ontology annotation, cellular component: ESC/E(Z) complex. Gene Ontology annotation, molecular function: nucleosome binding; protein binding. NCBI's taxonomy places the organism in Eukaryota, Fungi, Microsporidia, Nosematidae. Bases 1 to 975 code for a protein of 324 amino acids. The record is from RefSeq and is a predicted model, not a curated record.